Messenger RNA from Darwinula stevensoni, 1741 nucleotides. The record is from the annotation of a GenBank genome assembly. Lineage: Eukaryota; Metazoa; Arthropoda; Ostracoda; Podocopida; Darwinulidae.
UUUGCUCAUUUCAUUGUAGGAUGUGAAAGGUGGGUCAAAUAUAGGGGGAAACAAGAUGACCUCCAGACUGCCACUCAUCAUCCUCGUGUCCUGCAGUGUGCUCAUCUUCAGCACAUAUGAGGUGGAGACAAAGAAAGGGAGCAAAGGAAUCGGCAAGAUUGUAGGGGCUGCUGUUGCUGGAGGAGCCCUUGCCAAAGGACAUCAUGGGCAUCGAGGAUCAGCAAGCAGGAGUACUGGAAUCAGUGCUGCUGGAAUCAUCCUGAUCAUCCUGAGUGUAUGUCUUGGAGGAUUCCUCCUCUACACCUUCCUCUACUAUUUAUUUGAGAUCCGACCAUUCAAGAAGCAGAAGCAAGGUUUCAACCAGGAUGAGAAUAGCAAUGUGAAGCAGCCCAAUGGAGACAUCAAGAGUCCUGAAGACAUCCCACUGAUGGCGAAUGAGGAGCAGGUGGUGGAUAUAUCAGGAGAGGAGUCAGUGGCUUCACAUGGUUCAACCAGCUACAGUGACACCUCCUCCAACAAGUCUCUCCAUCUGAAUUGUGAAGAGAGCCAGCCAAGCAGCCUUUACCCUAACAUAAAGAAUGGGUAUUUUUCAUCACUUGACAUGCCUGAUACCCCCAACAUGGAAACCCAACCCCUGAGCAUGUCAGCAGACAUGGGGAUGGAAAAAGAGAAAACAGAUGAAAAAAUAAUAUUAGAUUGGCUAGAAGUGCCAUCACAAGGAGAACCCCAAGAUAUGAAGGAAGAGGAAGGUCAGGAGAGUGUAAAAUUUCAAUCAGAGCCCCAGAAUAGUUCCAUGAGGGACCAAGAUGAGGAGUUCUUGAUAUCCACUCUCACAGCUUCUCUACUGAGCCCCCUUGAAGAGUUGACUGACAAGUCCCAUGAUAGCAUAUAUAUUAAGCAGCAAGAAAUGGAGAAUGAAGGGAAGGAUUUGGAUCUGGAUUUAAAAGCUGAUUCCCUACCUACUGGGGAACAGCAGUUGGGCUGGAAUGCCCCAUCAGAGUCAAAUUUUCAGGCAGAAGAGCUUGCAAAAGAUGAACUCACUGAAGAAAAGGUUCAAGAGGGGGAUUCCCUGAUGUCCACUCCAACAUUUAUGGCAACUUCUCCACAGAGUCCCCUUGAAGAGUUGGCAGACAAGUCCCAUGAUAGCACAUUUAUUAAGCAGCAAGAAAUGGAGAAUUUGGGGAAGGAUUUUGAUCUGGAUUUAAAAGCUGAUUCCCUACCUACUGGGGAACAGCAGUUGGCCUGGAAUGCCCCAUCAAAGUCAAAUUUUCAGGCAGAAGAGCUUGCAAUAGAUAACCUCACUGAAGGAAAGAUUCAAGAAGAUACCUCACAUGAUGAGAAGCCCUUGGAAGAGGGAAGCAAUGAAGUUCUUGACAAUAACCCUUCAGAAAACCAUAUAUUGGAGGGAGGAGCUGAAGGUUCUUCUGUGAGACUUGAUGUAGAGGAAGGAACAAAGGAGGUAGUUGCCCCAUCAAUACCAGCAGAUUGCACAGAAGCCAUUGUGGGUUCAGGACUCCAUCAUGAGCCAGGCCAGAUAGGAGAAGACCUGGAGGUAGGACAGGUGCAAGAAACCCAGGCCACUAGUGGAGAGGAGCAGUUGCCGUGGACGGGUGAGGGUGAAGGCCCCGGUUAUGACCCCGACAACAGUCCCCAUGACAAGUCUUCAGAUUCGUCCGAUGACUAUGAGGAAUUCCACCGCUCAGACACGCUGAAAUUGGAAAAGAAGAAUGGCAAAUCCUGA